UCCAGCUAGGGCAAAGUAGGGUUGCUUGCUGGCAGGCUGGCUUCCCGACCGAGAGGAAGGUUUGUCGGCUAGCCAACCACUGGAGGUAGCGGGCGAAAGGCUUUUUUCCCACCCCCCUCUUCUCAAGUUGGUGGUAGCGGCUCUCGAGCCUCCUGCCGCCCGGGAUAAUGGCGAAGAUUCAGGCGCACAGCACCGCGAAGCAAAUAAACCAAAUGCAAGACAAGCCUUACGUUAUAACACAAAAGCAAGUGCAGCAGCAGCACUUCCAGAAGCUGAAGGUGGAAGAUGCCUUGUCCUAUCUGGACCAAGUCAAAAUUCGCUUUGCAAAUGAUCCCGGCAUUUACAACAAGUUUCUCGACAUCAUGAAAGAGUUCAAGUCACAGAGCAUCGACACUCCGGGGGUGAUAAACCGGGUGUCACAGCUCUUUCAUGGACACCCAGACCUAGUCUUGGGCUUCAAUGCCUUUCUACCACCGGGGUAUCGGAUAGAAGUCCCCAAAAAUGGGGUGGCUUUCCUCCAGUCUCCCUUCUCCACACAGGUCUGCCCGGGCCAGCAAGGGAAGAGUGUUGCCACCCCUGCAGUGACAGCGACCUCGGGUACUGCCACUGCUGCCAACGUCGAAGCUGGACCUGCCCAGACCAGUGAACUCAAGUCAGCCCCAUCAGAGUCCCUCUCCUCGUCAGCCCCAGCAGGACCAACGGAGCCUCCCAGCAGGCUUUCUCUUCCCCUGGCCAGCAAAGAGAGCCAGAACCAGGCGACCACUUCGUCCGUAUCCCCACCUGCCCCAGAGACGAGCCCUGUGGAGUUCGACAGUGCCAUCAGCUACGUAAACAAGAUUAAGAACCGUUUCCUGGAUCACCCAGAGAUCUACCGAGCCUUUCUAGAGAUUCUUCACACAUAUCAGAAGGAGCAGCUGGAGGUGAAGGAGAGUCGAGGAAACCGUGGCAGCAGCGGAAUGACAGAAGAUGAGGUGUUCUCUAAAGUUGCCAGUCUUUUCAAAGGGCAAGAAGACUUGCUGGCGGAGUUUGGGCAAUUCUUACCUGAUGCCAAGAGAUCAUUGUUCACAGGCAGCUCCCUGACAGGAGGCAAAGAUCAGCUGAAAAGGCUGGAGGAAGAGGACACACUAACCAAACAAAACAAAAAGAGGCCCAGGCCCGUCCUACUGCAGCACAUGUCCCCACUCCUCAAGAAGAAAAUGAAGUAUUCCUGUACCAAAGAUCAGUCCUUUGCUUCAGUUGGCAAACACGGAGUCUUAAGAGAAUUCUCUUUCUUUGAUAAGGUCCGUCGCCUAUUUAAAAGCCAGGAGGUGUAUGAGAACUUCCUGCGUUGCAUUGCCUUGUUUAACCAGGAAGUAGUGUCGGGAGCAGAGCUGCUACAGCUAGUCACUCCUUUCUUGGGGAAGUUCCCUGAACUAUACACACAGUUCAAGUCAUUUCUGGGGGACAAAGAGCUCUCUCAUGUUGUGUCAGGGCUGUCGGAUCGCUACAUGGAAGGGGGAGGGGGCCGGGAGGUGGAUUAUGCCUCCUGCAAGCGCCUUGGGUCCAGCUACAGAGCACUGCCCAAGACCUACCAGCAGCCUAAAUGCAGCGGGCGCACUGCCCUGUGCAAGGAGGUGUUGAACGACACCUGGGUGUCAUUUCCCUCUUGGUCAGAGGACUCCACCUUCGUCAGCUCAAAGAAGACUCCUUAUGAGGAGCAGCUGCACCGCUGCGAGGAUGAAAGAUUUGAGUUGGAUGUUGUUUUGGAGACAAACCUGGCCACCAUCAGAGUGCUAGAGAGCGUACAAAAGAAGCUGUCGCGUCUCUCCCCAGAGGACCAGGACCGGUUCAGAUUAGACGACUGUCUGGGCGGCACCUCUGAGGUGAUCCAGCGUCGCGCUGUGUAUCGUAUCUAUGGCGAUAAAGCCCCUGAGAUCAUUGAGGGACUGAAAAGGAGUCCUGCUACCGCCGUGCCUGUGGUACUCAAGAGGUUAAAAGCCAAGGAGGAGGAGUGGAGAGAGGCCCAGCAGGGUUUCAAUAAGAUUUGGAGGGAGCAAUACGAGAAGGCUUACCUUAAGUCCCUCGAUCACCAAGGAGUCAACUUCAAACAGAAUGACAUGAAGGCCCUGCGGUCAAAGAGUCUUCUUAAUGAGAUAGAGAGUGUCUACGAUGAGCGCCAGGAGCAAAGCACGGAAGAAGGCGGCGUUGGGCAGCAGGGUCGCAACGGCUCUGGCGCGGCCUCAUCCAGCGAGCCUCACAUGGUGUUUACGUAUGACGACAAACAGAUCUUGGAGGACGCUGCCUCUCUCAUCAUCUACCACGUCAAACGUCAGCCCACCAUCCACAAAGAUGACAAAGACCACAUCAAGCGCAUCAUCCAGCACUUUGUCCCUGACCUGUUCUUCUCCCGGCGCGGCGAGCUCAGUGAUACUGAAGACUGGACAGACGAGGAGGUUGAGCCCGAGGAUGGGUUAGAGAGGGGAAUAGGAGGUGCAGCAGCAACAGCAGGGUUAGGAGGAGGAAAUGGCAAUUCUAACAAUGCAUCAGGAGCACCCGCGGCCACAGGUGGUCAGUCUCAACCCCAACCUGCCCAGUCACUGGGCCUGACCCAGUCCCAACCCCAGCAGCAGCUCAACGGUGAAUCCAGGCGGAGACGCUGCAGCCCGUCUCAACCUGCUGACACGGAGGCCUCCACCACCUCCAGUAGCACAAGCCAGGCGGCAGGGACCGCCUCGUCCACCCCUGGAUCGACGCCGAUGGAGACGGAUUCGGGUGCACCCGCGGAGAAGGUGGACCUGCGCGACCCUGAAGCGGAGCACCAGAAGGACAUGGAUGGCGUCUACAACCUUUUCUUCGUCAACAACAACUGGUAUUUCUUCUUGCGGCUGCACCAGACCCUGUGCUCCCGACUGCGUCGCGUCUACCAGCAGGCAGAGCGGCAGCUGCUGGAUCACCGAGCUGAGCAGAACAGCGAGAGGCUGCUCAUGGCAGAUGGAAGAAGAGAAAAGUCAUGUGACCUGGCCAUGGAGCUCCGCCUCAAACAGCCCAGUGAGGUGGAGUUAGAGGAGUACUACCCAGCCUUCCUUGACAUGGUGCGCAGCCUGCUGGAUGGCAACCUGGACUCCACACAGUAUGAAGACACACUGAGAGAGAUGUUCACCAUCCACGCCUACAUCGGCUUCACCAUCGACAAGGUCAUACACAACAUCAUACGCCAGCUACAGCACCUAGUGAGCGACGAGGUGUGUCUGCAGGUGGUUGAUCUUUACCUGGCUGAGAGGAAGAGGGGGGCGGCAGGGGGAAACCUGUCCUCGCAAUGUGUCCGAGCGGCCUGGGAGACCAGCUUCCAGUGGAAAGCUGAGCGAGUCAUGGCUGAGGAGAACUGCUUCAAGGUGAUGUUUCUCCAAAACAAGAGUCAUGUGACGUUGACUAUUGAGCUGCUGGACACUGAGGAGGCUCAAGCAGAUGACCCAUUAGAUGUGCAGUGCCUGUCAAGCUACAUGGAGCAGUUUGUAGGAACCGAGUCCAGCCUGUGUUCUCAAGCAGAGGGUUACUUCUUCAAACCUGUGUUUCUGCCCAGGAACCUGCGGCGUUUCCGCCGCUGGCAGGUGAGGCAGGUGGAGGCGAUGCGCUGCAGGAGAGAGUGGCACAGGCAGCUGGGCGUGGAGAACGCCGGGAGUCUGGACUGUCGAUUUAAACUCAAUACUCACAAGAUGGUGUUUGUCAUGAACUCUGAGGAUUACAUGUACCGCAGAGGAGCGCUGGUCAAGGCCAGGAAGUCGCAGCACAGAGUGGCAGCGGGCCAACACCAACGCUUUGACAAGUGGCACCAGGGCUGGCAGGCCGAUCACGUUACAGCCGCGGCCGAGCGCUCCGUGCAGAACUGGCUGCUGGGAGAAGAGGAAGAGGACAUGAUCCCCUGCAAGACUACCUGCCUGGCGACCGAGUUGAAAGGGCAAGCCGUGAACAGAUACCAGGUCCAUUACAGCGGUACCAAAGCCCCGGUCUCCCCGUAGAGGCCGGCUUAUGAGGUGGACGAACUGAACACACAACACAACAGGUAAAAUGCAUGGACAUUCAUACACUAAACACAGGCGUAGACUGUGGCGGUCCUGCUUCUCCACCGUCCUCCCCAAAACACGUCCACUCAUUCACUUCCACCGAGGGAUGAAGGGACACAGUGCGGACUCUGGACUGUUCGUGCCAGUGGACAGCGAGUCAGUGAGUGAGUGAGUGCACGGCGAGAGGAGCGACGGCGUGGAGGAAAAGGACCAACACGGUGAAGUAAUCAGUGAGAUUGAACUGGGCCCUGAUUGAUGGGGCGAGUCGGACACGAUGGCACAAACGGAGCUCAUCAUCAUCAUCAUCAUCAUCUUUAGCAGCAUCAUAUUGGAGCUUCUCCGGUGGCACUAAAAGUUGAUGGACACAGAAGUGGUUGAACAUGCGAGAAGUUAUGAAAUCAUGAAAUUUGUUUCAGAAAUGUGAAUGUCUGUUUCUUUUUUUGCGCUUUUUUUUUUAAAGUCAAGUGUAGUUUUUAGCUUCUAAAGCCAGAGAGCCUUCUGUUUGUUGGUUGGUUGGUUGGUUUAUGCGUGUUUAUAUGGAGAGAUAAUGGUAAACGUGUGUAUGUAUGUGUAUCCUGCUCUCUUCAUUUUGUCUGUUUCUAUGCCCAGUACAGGCUCUACAACUAGUGAUGUAUUAUUACUGUAUGUGCAUAUAUAUAUAUAUAUACAUAACAGGGACCCUGUAUUUUUAUAUAUGCAUCUACGUGAGUUGAUUGAUACAUCUUAAGAUCAUGUUGUUCUUUACAGUGUUUGCUGUCAGCCAACUCUUGAUGUUUUGCAUUUUUUUUUUCUCCCCUUUUUUGUGUUGUAGCUAAACAAGUUAUCACCAAGGCAACAAGUAGACCUUAAAAUCAAUUGGUUUAAUAUAGAAGAAGCCGUCAAAUUAUGUAUCAUAUUCAUGAUACUAAAUGUUUACUUUGUAUUGUCUUUUUUUGCAUACUGACAUUGAAAAUAAAAGCAAAAUAUCAGUGUUAAAAUAGAAUGUAUAACAUUUAUCCUGUAUCAGUUAUCAUAAAAUAAACAACCUAGUUGUGACCUUCUUAGAUGUUGACUUGCAGGUUGUUUGUUGGCGUGAGAGAAGAUUUAGAGUUGCAGUGUGUUAGUAAAAAAAACCACAAUAGAUGAAUAUUGUAUAUUAAGGCAAUAAAAAACAAAUGGUGGCUGGCAAUAGAAUACUGCUAUA
Molecule: messenger RNA, 5223 nt
Organism: Pungitius pungitius (ninespine stickleback)
Lineage: Eukaryota; Metazoa; Chordata; Actinopteri; Perciformes; Gasterosteidae
Gene: sin3b
Product: SIN3 transcription regulator family member B
Exons: 19
Coding region: 168-3995 (1275 amino acids)
Biological process (GO): negative regulation of transcription by RNA polymerase II
Cellular component (GO): Sin3-type complex; chromatin
Molecular function (GO): transcription corepressor activity
Source: RefSeq, a predicted model, not a curated record